AUGUCCACAUUUACUAUCGGCGAGUUUGGAACAGGCCAAAGACUUUCACCCAGUGGUCGCGAAAUUGACGACAGACGCAAGUUUGAAGUUGUGGAAAGCAGCAGUAAUCCUGCCUAUGGACGUCCUCGAACCGCUGGUCAUUCACGUUUAAGAGGAAUUUUCCUUCCAUUCCUUCCACCAUUCGCCGCUGGAGCUUUUGGUGCUGGUGGAAUGCAAGGUGGUUCAAGUGGAUAUCUUCUCACGGUGGAUGAAGUACUUUACCAGAACCAAAUUUAA
Messenger RNA from Adineta ricciae, 276 nucleotides. The record is from the annotation of a GenBank genome assembly. Lineage: Eukaryota; Metazoa; Rotifera; Eurotatoria; Adinetida; Adinetidae.